This is a messenger RNA of Eleginops maclovinus (Patagonian blennie), 1375 nucleotides long. RefSeq lists its product as uncharacterized. The transcript has 2 exons. Gene Ontology annotation, molecular function: zinc ion binding. NCBI's taxonomy places the organism in Eukaryota, Metazoa, Chordata, Actinopteri, Perciformes, Eleginopidae. The record is from RefSeq and is a predicted model, not a curated record. Bases 55 to 1035 code for a protein of 326 amino acids.
GAGCUCCUGCGGUCACGUGACUUUUGGUUGGGAGCCACCAUUUUGGCAGUCAACAUGACCACCGGUGCCAGUGUUUUCUUACCGAGCGAGUAUACUUCUCAUUUUAAUUCAAGUGAAAUUCGGCUUUAUAGUACAAAAUUAGAGAGAUUAAAUAUAAGCGACCCAUAUAAUUCACCCGGUGUGCUUUUCAAGAGCAUAACCUCCUGCUCUGAAGACGAUGUACCCGACUUGCGCUACGCAGACAUCCACAGCUAUCUUGUAAGCUUUCCAUCAGUGUACUCAGGAGACUCCCUCAGAGCGUACAAAAGCUUGGAGGCUUACAAAUGGUGUCAGUCCGGCUUCGUAAACAACAUUCAACUGUGGAGUCUUACAUCCAAAAACUUCGGCAUCAUCACUGCAAGGGUUAAUCACUCCCAAAGGCUUAAUGAAAGUCAACUAAAGCCAUGGGUGGUGGUGAGGAACGACGGUGUUGUGCUGGGAGCCCACUGCAACUGCACAGCGGGACUCGGGGAGAGCUGCUCUCAUGUGUCAGCUGUUCUCUUCAGUCUGUGGGGAAAAAACAACGCAAGGCACGAGGAGAUCAGCUGCACAUCCAAAAAAUGCAAGUGGGCCUCUCCCAGUGAGGAUGCUGCGAAGAAUGUGGAGUACCUGCAGGGCAAGGACAUCAUAUUCAACCAUACUCAACAAAAUAAAAAGGGGAAUUCCACCAAGGGUACCUCUGCGCCCCCAUCUUUCCCACCCCUGACUGCUGCUGAGCAAACACAGUUCUACCAAAAUCUCUCACAGUGCCGGACUCAAGAUGGGAAGUCCUGCAGACCUGCAGUCCUGUCAGUUGUUCGCGGGUACGCCACAUCCUAUGUACCCAAGGCUGUCAAGCUAGAUUUACCUGAACCCCUUACCAGUCUGUAUGACAAGAAGGCAAGAGACCUGAACCUGGCUGAAUUACAAGAGCGUGCAGAAGGAAUAUUUGAGGACUUGACUGUCACUGAAGAACAGGUACAUAACAUAUUCUGUUUACUAAUGACUGAAAUCUAAGAUCUACCAUGUUAUGUGCACGUGUACUGUGUGUGCGCUAUCUUGCAAUGUAAAUGAGAAACUGUUUGGAUUGCCAUGUUUUCAGAGUGAUAUUGUAGAGGAGGAGACCCAAGCACAGUCCAAGUCCAGAAUUUGGUUUGAUCAAAGGAGUGGUAGGGUGACAGGAUCUACCUUCAGAGCAGCAACAAGAACAGACCUCAGAAAGCCAGCCGUGUCUCUCAUAAGACAGAUAUGUGACCCAAAGUCCCAUGUUUUCAGCAGUGAGGCUACCAGGUAUUCAUGGGCAGAGAAUUCCAGCCAAUGUCAACAUGCAGUUGAACAUCCUAACAUACUCCAAAUA